GCAGCCGGGGGAGGUGGAGCCGCUUUAUCGGGAGCCGAAGUGGAAAUUUCCCCCUCAGUUGCCGGCUCCGCGGCGGAGGAGACAGCAGCGAGAGCAGCUCGCCCUCGUCGCCCCGUGUCGCGCCGCGUCCUGCCCGCUGUCAUGUCCAACUACAUCCACGUCCCGCCUGGCUCGCCGGAGGUGCCCAAACUGGACAUCACCGUCAGCGAGCGGGAGGGGCCCGGGUACCGCCARGGCGCCCUGCAGCUCCUGCGCCGGCUGCGCCCGCACUGGAGACCCGAGGAGGUGACGCUGCAGCUCUUCACAGAUGGAAUCACCAAUAAAUUAAUCGGCUGCUACGUGGGUGACAUAACAGAUGAUGUGGUUCUAGUUCGGAUCUACGGGAACAAGACGGAGCUKCUGGUGGAUCGGGACGAGGAGGUGAAGAGUUUCCGUGUGCUGCAGGCCCAUGGCUGUGCCCCUCAGCUCUACUGUACCUUCAACAAUGGCCUGUGCUAYGAGUUCAUGCAGGGAGAAGCUCUGGAUCCAGAGCAUGUAUGCAAUCCCGAUAUUUUCAGACUCAUUGCCAGACAGCUUGCUAAAAUCCAUGCUAUUCAUGCACACAAUGGGUGGAUCCCAAAAUCCAAUCUAUGGCUGAAGAUGGGGAAAUACUUCUCCCUCAUACCCACAGAAUUUGCAGAUGAGGAAGUAAAUAAAAGGUUUUUAAGUGAUAUUCCAAGUCCUCAAGUUCUUCAGGAAGAGAUGGCCUGGAUGAAGGAAAGACUGUCAAAUUUAGGAUCACCAGUGGUGCUCUGUCACAACGACCUGUUGUGUAAGAAUAUUAUUUACAACAAGAAACGAGGUGAUGUGCAGUUCAUAGACUAUGAGUACUCUGGGUACAACUAUCUGGCUUAUGACAUUGGAAAUCACUUCAAUGAAUUUGCAGGAGUAAAUGAGGUAGACUACAGCCUUUAUCCUAACAGGAAAUUACAGGAACAAUGGCUGAGAUCUUACCUUGAGGCCUACAAAGAAUAUAAAGGAUUUGGCACAGAAGUCAGUGACAAAGAAGUCGAAGUUCUGUAUGUCCAAGUCAAUCAGUUUGCACUGGCUUCCCACUUCUUUUGGGGAUUGUGGGCUCUAAUUCAAGCCAAAUAUUCCACCAUUGACUUUGAUUUUCUACGGUAUGCAAUUGUUCGGUUUAACCAAUAUUUCAAAAUGAAACUGGAGGUCAUGACGUUAACUCUUCCUGAGUAACGAAGAGGAGGACUCUUACCAAGUGGAUAGACAACCCCUGAAUCUUUUCUGAGAACAGAUACUGGAAAAAAAAAAGCUAAACAUUUGUUGAAGUGCUGUAAUGCUCACUUGGUGGUUCUUGCUUUAUAAAUAAUGCCUCUAAACAGUCCUUCAAUGUUAAAUUUAAUAUGAAGAGCAUACAUACUGCUGUUGAUAAAAAACGGAUUAGAAACUUGCUAAAUCUAUAAAAAGUUGUAGACAUGGCAAUUUAAUCCUUCUUUGUAAUUUAACAUAUGUUGUAUGUGAAUUAUUUAUUAUAAGUUUAACAUGAUUCCAUUGCUGCUUUCAUCAGUUUCUGUUAAAGUUGGGUGCGGAUAGUGAAGUUGUUCCAAAGGAUUCRUUUAACAACUUACUUUAUUGAAGUUGCAUUAUCUGAUACUAAAGAAGACAUGUCAGAGACAAUUAUUCUUUUAGAUGCCUACGAGCAAAAGGAGUGACAAUAGAYGUGAGAGAUCUCUAGGGUGAUUUAAUUAGGGAGAAGGGUUAGGAUGAUCUUUAUUUUUUCCUUUUUUUGUUUUUUUGAAGGUAGCUUUCCAUACSGUGGUACUUUAUCUUUUGCACAAAAAUCAAGCAGCUUGCUGAAAUGGUAAAUAACAUUUUGAUUUUUUUUUCCUUCUCGAUUGAACUGUAGAAAUAUUCAAGUUCUGUGGCUGCAAGAUUCUCUGAGGAUAUUGUACCAAUCACUGGUGUUAGGUGGACAACCUGCCAUCCCUAGCUUCUGUGGGAAAGCURCUUGUUUAUUAAGUGUAUUCUUAAAAUCAAAAGACCACUAUUCCAUAUCUCUCUUGCUUUUUGAAGCUUGRUUCUAAAUUUGAACUACUCUCUGUCUGUAUCUGUUGUGCUCCAGUGGCAGGAUGGACUGUUGGACUGGAGGUAGGAGAGCAGAGAUCCUGUUGCACUGGGGAGCAGACACAGGUUUACAGUUCCUGUAUUGAUGACAACUUUCUGCUUUGUCAUCUUCUAACCUAAGUCUUAAAUGCCUGGUCCUGUAGUUGUGCAGAUUCUGGUGUGUCUGGCAGGUUUGGUUUUUUUUUUUUUUGGCAAAUUGCUUUUCAAAGCCUCCGAUCUGAAGGACAGUAUGGAAAAGUGUCUGCCUUGAGCAGUGGGGCUUUGAUCAUCACACACACUUUAUUUCUUAAAGCUAUUAUACCAAGAAUGGUCUGAAUUACAAAAUGUGAACUGAAAAACAAAAUGUUUACUUAAUGGAACAAUGUAUAAGUUUGUGUGGAAAAGAGGCUUUAACUCUGAAGGGGGGUGGGGGUGGGAUUUGGGGACAGGAGAGGACAAGGAAGCCACAGCAGAAAACUCAAGCCCAACAAUGCAGUUUGGGGCUAGGCAGGCAUGAACUCGACUCUGAUGAUACUCUGAAAAACUUUGCACUUUGGUCACAUAAGUGCCCACAUGUACAAAGUCUGUGCGUGUGCAUGAACACGUGCAAACACAAACUUACCUGAGGAGUAAAUAUUGUGGGGAGUCUGUUGUGCAGRCUCCAGCAAAGAUAUUUAUUCAAAAUUGCUUUAUGGCACAUGGCUGUGUGUGUAUGUGUGUAGAGUGUGUACACACGUACAUACAUGUGUGCUUUACAAAAGCUUGGMGUGAUUCAGGACAAAGAAAAUUCAUGUGAAUGAAAAAUCUUCACCAUUAAAGAUCGUUUCCAAUGGCAUUCUGUUGCUUUACAAAAGCACGGUUUAGGAUUUGKUUUUCCUCUUGUUUAUAUUAAUUUCUAGAUAUUUCCAUUUUAUUUUUACUCAGUCGAAACCUUAAAAAUCUUUAUACAAAUGGGAGAACUGGGAUUUUUUUGUAACUUGAAAUGAGAUAACCGUUUUUAUUAGCUGGAGGCUACUAUACUGGACAAACUUUCUUUGAUUUGAAACAAAUAGCUAAAAUAGACAUUUAUAAUUUACUUUGUAGCAGUUAUCAAGGAUGUUGCUAGAGCUCAUGAAGGCACUGAAGACCUUAAUCUUCUGUACUUUCUCCCCCUAUGGACUUCAUUGAUAUGUGAUGAAUAAUAUGCUGCUGUCUUGUAUUUCCUUUAAGUUCAGCAAGAUGUGCUUGGAACUGAGACCGCUAAAGAUUUUUGAACUCUUUGUUACUGUUUUCUUCAAGCAGUGGCUUUAUUUCUGACAGCGUUGCUUUGUAUUUGUCAAAUAUUUUGAAAGAAGGCUGUGAAGUUCAUUUGGUCUUGGGAAAUCCAACUCUUGACAGAUCCUAAGUUUCCCAAUGGCUGGCUAAACACAUUCCCUUUUCAGGUACCAGUGCUACUUAGGUUUGGAUUUACUGUAAUUUUUGUCAGUAGUAUUUUUGUUUGUAUAGCUCAAGUAGCAAUAACUGCAGGAGUGGAAAUUUGCUUCCGCAGAACCAAAGCUUUUCCUGAGUGCAGCUCAAUCUCAUCCUUGUGGAGUGAAUCCCGUAAAAGCACUUUGAAGCAGGUAGUAAGUACUCCAAGCUUUUCCUGAGCCACUUUGAAGGAGCACAAGGACUGUCACAGGUUACAGUGGUUGACUUUGCAGUACUGGUCAAGGCUUUCAUUUUGCACGCUGGAAUUCGCUUCGCGCUCUUCAACACUGCUCUGCAUCAGCUUUCUCUCGAGACAAGUGCAGGUUCAACCYAUUUGUGAUCAGCUCUGAGGAAAUACUGUAAAACAUCUCCCAAAAUGAAAUGCCAGUUACCUUGAGCCUUGUUCCACAUCCAUUUGAGCCAGUAGCACUCRGAUAUCCUCGUUUCCUGAGGAAUAUCUACAGAUGCAUUCAGUUGGAAGUAGUAGUUGGCAUUGCAUUGAAGAUAAGGUAGCUUGAAACUGUGAAUACAGGACAUUCUGAAUGUAAGUUAGGUACUAGAGAACAUGUACUUGUUUCACUUAAUUUGUCUCAGUCUCUUUWCUAGCAACAUGAAGAUAUUUGAAGGAGGACAAAAAAAAAUGACUGAGCUCUAGAAACAUCCUGUAGUUGUUCUGACUGUGACUUGCCAAGAAGAUACUCUGUUGCCUUUAUGUUAAGCUAAGGGCAUGAAUGCCAAAAUUAAUAAUUCUUGAAUCUGUAGUUAAAGCUAUAUUGUAAAUAUAAAGAGGAUUAUUAGUCUGGGCAUUCUUGCAGAAAUAGCAUCAAGUCAAUAGACCGUAGUGGCCUGGUUGCUUUUGUAAAGCAGAAUAGUGUGAUUUUUUUUCUUCUCAUUUCUGCAGUCGGAUCUGGCUAAUCCAGGUCUAAUUUCUUAGGUCAUACAAGCACUAGAGAUUUCUGAAUGGUCACUAAUCUCUUGUUACGUAAUUUUARAUACCUUCAUUGACACGUGUUGAUGUGCUUUUUAAAAGGAUGUACCAAAUUUGCAUUAACCAGGUCUGACUGUACAUGUAUAUACAACAGUGUAAAUAACCAUUUGUAAAUUAGUGUGAAUUGUACUGUAUCUUGCAUUUAUGGACUUGUGUAUUGCAUUGUAUUCUCUCCUAUUUUGUAGAAAUUUUGAUGUAAAGAAGGAAUCUAACUCUGUGUGCAGACAUCUUUUGUUAAAUUGACUUAUAACGGAGCAUAAUACUUUUAUGUUAAGGUAUCCAUUUAUAGCCUUGGACACACAGUGUCUUUUUCCCCCCAUUAGUUGUUUUGAAAUCUUGCUCUUGAGAAUGAUUCUGGGAAUAAAGGAAUUUAUACAGUACUUAGAUUAAGAGAAAAUCUGUUCUAAUACCAUGUGUCAGAGGUACAUGCAGUGCCUGUGGGAUAGGGAAAUUGUUUAUUUAAACUUCCAAAAAUUUCCUAUACAUUCUUGAAUGCUGGUGAGUUCCAAACUAAGGGUGUUGGGUUGAUGCACUCCUGAAGUGUGUGCUCUCAUGGGAGCACCGAUUGAAAUAGUUGUGAGCGGAGUCCCUCAAAUGCUUUUGGUGGACACAGCCUUAUAGUAGGGUUAGUUGAUAACUUGUAAAUGCUUAUACUGAAUGCCCAGAUCACUCAAAUAGUUCUGUCAAUUAAUUUACUUCAAUACUAGAAUUAUUGGUACCCCUUUUGAGUAUUUAAGACUUAUAGCUGAGGUAUUUCCCCUGUGUGCGAUUACCUCCCCCUCCUCCUUGUGCCCACAACCCUACUUCUUUUAGGGUAAACAUGAAUAUAUAAUCUUCCUUUCCUUACGUGGCCAUCACUUUUUCCUUUUGGACUAAAAUUAUAUUCUUCUUUGUCAGUACAUGACUUCUCAUCAGAAUUUUUUUUUUUUUUGUGUAAAAAGUCCCUUUCUAAAGAGGCCUUUAACCUUGGAAACACAGACAUAAGGAAGCACAGUUUUUUCCCUGACUAUMUUUCAUCACUGUUGCCUUUCAUUGUCUGUUUUGAACUCCAUGGUGUCCUUCAAGCUGUUAGUUUAUUCUUCUCACUGGUGUGUUUAACAACACUGCUGGAAAAUUCUGGUGUGCAAAUCUUGUUCUCCAUCAGACCAAUUGAUAUUGGUGCAGUUUGUACAACCUGUCAGCCUUACUGUGGUGACACAUUGGGUUACCAAGGUCCUGUGAAGUGAGUUUAUCCAAGAAGUACUAGUCAAGAGGAGGAAUGGCCUUGGUAAAUUUAAGUAAAAGGAAGUAAUUCAUGUGAAAACUCAAGUUUUUGGUGUGGUAAGGUAUUGGAUAUGCUUGUUUACUCUCAUGGUUUAAAGACAAGAGCAAAUUAUAAAGGGCAAAGUUUGUUUCAGGAUAGAAGUUCAGAUUUUUUCAAAGCCUUUGRUAGCUGACUAAAGCUUACAAAUACUCUAUUGUUACUCAUACCAAACAAAAUCUUAAAAUUGGGUAACUUCUUGAUUAAAUAAAACUUUGUUCUAAACCCCAGUGGCACUGUAAUCUCUUGUUUGGGGCAGUCCUUCCUGUAGUUUGCAGUGGAGGUUGACCAUGUCUGAYCUGUCUGUGUUUGAGGUGACUGUGCGUUCCUUGUUUUCAUGUUUUGCAUAAUUUGUUGUGUUCCAAGAUUGCUGAGCUGCUGAAAUUGGCAACAAUCUCCUGUCAUCUUCCAUACCAGGUUUGAAUCAUGGUAGUGGAGUAGAAGGCAUUUUUUCAGACUUUAAAGGAAAUGCAGGGCUCAUGUGGAACAGUCUUACAGAUGAUUUUUCCUUUCUCUUUAUGGCUGCAGUUGGCAAACUGAUUGUUUCCAAUAGUUGUGAAAGAUAGGAAAAGCCAAGACUUUUGAUCUUGUGCAAGGUAGAUGUUCUGUUAGCCAAACACAGGAUAUUUUUGAAAGGGGUUCUCAACAGUGAGAAAGCACACCAUYCCAGAUGGAAUGUGUUGGAUUAGACCAGACUUUGUUUCUUAGAGACCUUCAUGGGAAGGAAAAUGUGUGAAAUGUUUGCACAGGCUGAUUCAAAGGAGGUGCUUCACCCAAGUGAAGGGCUCAGACCCUGGGAAAGGCAUUGUUUGAUUUGCUUAUUUUUAAGUGAUUUUUUGCAGUUGGUCUGAUCUGUAGAGAUUGUGCAAUUAGGGAACCAGUCAGCCUGGGGAGAGGUGGAGGAGACUGUUCAAAAAAUGGUUUAUAAACAAGAAAGCACCUUUGUAGCUGAUCGGUUUGUUACGCAUUAUGUGUUGGGUGUUCUCUGUAUUUAAUAGUGUAGGURGUGAUCUGCACCAAAUUCUUUAAUAAUAGGUUUAUUACUAUUGGGAAAUGUCUGGGAUGGCCCUGAAGACCACUGAGAUCUUAGAUGGCAGACUUCACCAGAUAAACCAAAUUUUUUUGUUCAAGGUUUCAAACUGUUUCUGCAGCUUUCUGAAGUUGUCAAGCUGCUAUCACGGUUUCCMUGUGGUGUGGAAUUUAGUUCAUUGAUUUCCAGAUAUCUUUGAUUUGAUUUUUAUAGAGAGAUGACAAAGAGGGAAACUUCAUGGCAAUGAAGAGGAAAGAAAAGCACAUUACUUGAAAUCUAGCAAAAUUGACACAAAAUGCUGAAAUAACUUUAGGUCCUGCACCAGCCUAUUUUUGUGGCAUUGCAACUGUGUUUUUCCUCUGUUAAUUGGUUUUGGUAUUGUUUUCCUACAUGGAGACCCAUGCAAAACACAAGAUGGAGACCUUGGAAGAGAAACAUGAAAAGUAUCAUAUAAAAUGCCAUAAAAUACAGUGUAAACCAGAAAAAAAGUAUAUGUUUCUAAGUUUUUGGUAGUAUUCUUAAGUGUUAUCAGAAAAUAAGUGUCCAGUCUUCAGUGUGUGAAAUAUUUUUUUUUUUUUUUGCAGCAAGUUGCCAUUUGGUAUCUCUGUGUGGUAGUUAAAGUUGCUGCUUUGUACACAAGUGCUUUGAAUAGUCUCAGCACUGAGAAUGUACCCAAUCUUUCUAAGGUGUGACUUCAAGUUAGAGCCAUCGGUUCUGUCUAUGCCUCUUCAUCCAAAACCCUUUGAACACUUGCAGACACAGGGCCACAGCAAAUUAGGAAUAUAUUCCAUUUUGUGUCAUUUUCUUUGUUACUGCAUAUUUUUUCAGUGUUCUUUUAAACAUUAGUCCACUUGUGUCCUGUGAGUAAACUAAGCUCAAUUUAUAAAAGAGCCUUUGUCAUUCUCUAGCACUGUCAUCCCUYAAAAGAGUCCCCAUGUCCCUUGUAUCUUGUGGCGUUUAGGUGCAUCAUUUAUCCRUUGGAGUGAAUUGUAUUUCUUUUGAGCUAAAUGUGAUUGAAACUAUUCUAAGGCCUUCUACCACUGAUUAAAUGAAGUAAUGUACCUUUCAAAGAGAUUUAUAUUGUGUAAAUAAUUUCAAACUGCAACAAUAAAGUUGGUUUCUAACUGCACUAYGUUAGCAUAUACUGUGAUGAUUUUGCUUU
Molecule: messenger RNA, 8029 nt
Organism: Malurus melanocephalus (red-backed fairy wren)
Lineage: Eukaryota; Metazoa; Chordata; Aves; Passeriformes; Maluridae
Gene: ETNK1
Product: ethanolamine kinase 1
Exons: 8
Coding region: 142-1233 (363 amino acids)
Biological process (GO): phosphatidylethanolamine biosynthetic process
Cellular component (GO): cytoplasm
Molecular function (GO): ethanolamine kinase activity
Source: RefSeq, a predicted model, not a curated record